AUUUUUCUAGCUUUCCUCUUUUCUUCUUUCAUUACUAGUUUUUUAUAUAUCCAAAACAUAAAUUAGUAUUUCCCUACAAUGGCUAUCGCAACAAAUACUGUCAACAUAUCCCAAGGUCCAGACCCAAAGACUCUGAUUCAAAAUGAAAGAGCAAACUCCAAGUUUGAUCCUGUCAAGAUGCACUACUUCUUGGAAGGUUCUAAGGAAAGAGCUGAAGAAUUGAAGUCCUUGAUGCAACAAAUGGAAAGAGAUCCAGUCUUGUUUACUGAUGCCUCUUACUAUGAUUUGACCAAGGACCAACAAAGAGCUUUGACUGCUGUCAAGAUCAACCGUGUCUCCAGAUAUUUGGAAGGUGAUUCCAUUGAUACUUUCAACAAGAGAUUGUCUUUGAUUGGUCUUUUUGACCCUCAAGUUGCUACUAGAAUCGGUGUUAACUUGGGUUUAUUUAUUUCCUGUGUUAGAGGUAACGGUACUUACGAGCAAUUGAAAUACUGGGCUUUAGAUAAGGAAACUGCCCAUAUCAAGGGUAUUUACGGUUGUUUUGGUAUGACCGAAUUGGCCCACGGUUCAAAUGUCCUGGGUCUUGAAACCACUGCUACUUUCGACAAAGAUACCGAUGAAUUUGUUAUUAACACUCCACAUAUUGGUGCCACCAAAUGGUGGAUUGGAGGUGCUGCUCAUUCUGCUACUCACACCACUUGUUACGCUAGAUUAAUUGUUGAUGGUGAAGAUUACGGUGUCAAGACUUUUGUUGUUCCAUUAAGAGACUCGAACCACGACCUUAUGCCAGGUAUCUCUGUUGGUGAUAUUGGUUCCAAGAUGGGUAGAGAUGGUAUUGAUAACGGUUGGAUUCAAUUCUCCAAUGUUAGAAUUCCAAGAUUCUUUAUGUUGCAAAAGUUCUGUAAAGUCUCCAGAGAAGGUAAGGUUAUCUUGCCACCAUUGGAACAAUUAUCUUACUCUGCUUUAUUAGGUGGUAGAGUUAUGAUGGUUUUGGAUUCAUACAGAAUGAUUGCCAGAAUGUCCACUAUUGCCUUGAGAUACGCCAUUGGUAGAAGACAAUUUAAGGGUGACAAUGUUGACCCUGAUGAUGAAAAUGCACUUGAAACUCAAUUAUUGGACUACCCAUUACAUCAAAAGAGAUUGUUACCUUACUUGGCUGCUGCUUACGUCUUUGCUACUGGUGCAGUUAGAAUUGAACAAACUAUUGACGAAACCUUAUCUGACUUGGAUGACGCUGUUGACCAAAAUGAUGAUGAAGCUAUUAUGAAGUCUAUUGAUGCCAUGAAGUCCUUAUUUAUCGACUCUGGUUCCUUGAAAUCUACCUGUACUUGGUUAGCUGCUGAAGCUAUUGACCAAUGUAGACAAGCUUGUGGUGGACAUGGUUACUCCGCUUACAGUGGUUUCGGUAAAGCUUACAAUGAUUUCGUUGUUCAAUGUACUUGGGAAGGUGAUAACAAUAUCUUGGGUGUUAACAUCGGUAAGCCAUUGGUUAAGCACGUUCUUGCUAUUGAAGAUGAUGGUAAGGUUGUUAAAGGAAGUUCUAGUUUCUUGAACAAUUUGAAGCAAUAUACUGGUUCUAAUGCUACAAAUGUUAUCUUGGACAAUGUUGCUGACUUGAAUGAUCUCAAGAAGGUCGCUAAGGCUGUUGAAAUUGCCAUCAUCAGAUUGGCUCACCAAGCUGCUACCACUGCUAGAAAGAACUCGCUUGACUAUGUUGGUGCUGAAUUAGUUACCUUGUCUAAGUUGAAGGCACACCACUACUUGUUGAAUGAAUAUGUUGUCAGACUUGAAAGAUUUGAAGAAAAGGAUUUGAUUCCAUACUUGGUUUCUUUGGGUAGAUUAUAUGCUGCUACUAUGGUUUUGGAAAGAUUUGCUGGUAUCUUCUUGACCUUCAAUGUUGUUUCUCCAAGUGUUAUGGCUGCUUUGACCUCCAAUCAAAUUCCACAAUUGUGUAAAGAAGUCAGACCACAUGUCGUUGCCCUUACUGAUUCCUUCCAACAAUCUGAUAUGCUUGUCAACUCUGUUCUUGGUAAGUAUGAUGGUGACAUUUACGAAAACUACUUUGGCACUGUCAAGACCUUGAACAAGCCUUCUAACACUAAGGCUCCUUACUCUGGUGCUUUAGAAGCCAUGUUGAAUAGACCAUCUAUUGAAGAAAGAGAAAGAUUUGAAAAGACUGUUGAAACUGGUGAAAUCUUAUCUAGAUAAGAAAUUUCACUAAGGGUUUGCUACUUUUAUGAGUAUAUUUAUGUUUUUAUAUGUGAUUUCAGAUAAUGAAUUUAAAAUUGAUUAAGUGA
Messenger RNA from Spathaspora passalidarum NRRL Y-27907, 2297 nucleotides. It is a transcript of the gene POX1-3, whose product is annotated as acyl-CoA oxidase. Lineage: Eukaryota; Fungi; Ascomycota; Pichiomycetes; Serinales; Debaryomycetaceae. The transcript has a single exon. Gene Ontology annotation, cellular component: peroxisome. The record is from RefSeq and is a predicted model, not a curated record. Gene Ontology annotation, molecular function: acyl-CoA oxidase activity; FAD binding; fatty acid binding. The coding region runs from base 79 to 2208 and encodes 709 amino acids. Gene Ontology annotation, biological process: fatty acid beta-oxidation using acyl-CoA oxidase; lipid homeostasis.